AUGUUGGGUAUUUUGCUUCUUUUCUCUGUGACUCUCAUCUUCUCUGAUGCUGAAGAGCAUGCUGUUAAUGAGCUGUACUCAUUAAUUGGUUCUCCACAAAGUGGCAUGUCUGACUCUACCAACAACCAAACCAGGAACAAAGACCCUCUACCAACCAAUGAGCUGGUUAAUCAAGAUAAAAAAUCUGCAGAUCCCAAGUUUCUACCAUUGCCUGCCGGUCUAUGGCCAAAACACACUGACCCUUUGGCUUCUAAUCCUCGCCCAGGAAAGGGCAAGAAGGGCUCAAGGGACGAACGGCUUCCUGUUGAACACAAUGAUGAAAAGAUACGCAAUAAAGUCAUUCCAGCUAUUGGGACUGGAGUAGUAAAUCAUACACAGCCACAUAAAUCUACUCCUGAAGUGCAAUCAAAUAACCCUCCAACCAGCCUUUCUGAUAUCUAUCAGAACUCCAGAUCACGCAAUCGGCAACAAGUGUCAUCAUCCAACUCACACAGAGAAAGUGGAAAUGGAAGGAUGGAUCCAGAAGAGAACAGGCCGGGCAAAUGGAGCCUGAAUAACAGUCGCCCAUUCAGCACCAACAACCGAAGAUCUUCCAGUCUGCUCUUCCACUUCGACAUCCUCAAGAAAGAAUCUGAUUUCAGCCAUGAUGCUGUGUGUCUGAGUGAAUGCAGAAAGGAAAAGGAUGAGACGGAGCAUUUCUGCUACAGUGAAUUCGCCAUCAAUGGGAUUGUUCACGAUAUUGAUAUCAUCAGGCGAGGCAUCAGGCUGGUCACCUUGCUGGUGAGCAGUGAUGGUUUCUACAAGAUGAGCCGACUCUAUGUUACUCCAGACACAUUUUUCUUCAAGGUGAACCUCCUAGUGCUGGACACCUUCAAAUGUAGCAAGCCUUGUCCUGAUCUCAAACUAGGUAGCAGAUACAUAGUAAUGGGUCAGAUCUACCAUAGAAGACGGCAUCUUCCCGCCAAUCUUCUAGCACUUGUCGGGGGCUCACUAAAACCAGGCGACGGUGUGCUUCGCAGCAGCAACUACGUCAAGCGUUACAACAAGAGAAGGCACCAGAAAGCCCAAGAGGCCAUGCGUUCAAGGUGCAGGUGAAGAGUUUAUUGACACCUGCUGCGCAGGAGGACUAACUGCUGCCUUAUGUAAAUAUAAAAGAACAAACUCGUAAAUAUGCAGUAUUAUUGGAGGACAGACAAGCGGAUAAAGACGCCUUUGUUCACCCUGCCGAAGCAUCUGAGUGUCCUAGAUCAAUCAAAUCCAAGUGGGGAUAUUUUGCUUGCUGCUGUACAAUGCUUGCCUUUCUGCUGGUCCUUCUUCAUCGACUACAGGGAUAUCUGCUAAAUUCCAGCCAACUGCAGAGAACCUGAUUCAUGUCUGGAACAUGAGCCAAGAAAUAUUUUUCUCAUACUGUAUAUAUACUUUCAAAUCAUUAUCAUUCAGAUUUUUAAAAAAUGCGAGGACAAGUGCUGUUACUUAGCAACCCACGGUCAACUGAUUGAUAAAUUGUCAUUACAUUUAAAGGCUCAGUGAGGCUGCUUUUCAACCGAUCAGGUUGCAUGGUUGAAACUACCAGUUGUAUGAUGCCCAAUAUAGUGCACUUUCUUUUACAUAAUAUUAUAUUGUACU
Messenger RNA from Trichomycterus rosablanca, 1626 nucleotides. Its product is annotated as UPF0450 protein C17orf58 homolog. Gene Ontology annotation, molecular function: protein binding. The coding region runs from base 1 to 1095 and encodes 364 amino acids. Lineage: Eukaryota; Metazoa; Chordata; Actinopteri; Siluriformes; Trichomycteridae. The transcript has 5 exons. The record is from RefSeq and is a predicted model, not a curated record.